CAAUCAGUUUGUUGCGUCGAGUCGUUCUGAGCGGAGGAAAGAACACACGCGCUCGGGUGUGACACUGUGUGACGUCGGGCGUGAAAUUAUUAUUGUUUCGUCGUGACACGAACGGCUUGACGAAGGAGGAUCUGCGAAGCAGAACGAUCGCCGUUUCGUAAUUCGUGUGAUAAUCGGGUCGACCAAGUAGGCGAGUCGCGAUUGAGAGUGUAUUUUGUCGUGGAGCCCUUAUCAGUUAUCAGACUCUGAAUGAGCUGACCAAGUGAGAGUACAAAAGCUUGAAAAAAAGAGUGACUACGGAGGUGAUAAGAAGUUUUCAAUGAACGCAAAACGCGCGCGUUUGUAGUGAAUAAGAGUUGGAAAAAUAAGCGAAAACUGCACGAGCAUCAAGCCAAGAAGCGAAGAACACGAAGACUGAUACCGAGAAAUAAUACUAAACCAACAAAUAAAACUCGACACCCUGGGCCUGGGUGGGUGCACGAAAACACCACACGACCGUCGAGCUAGUGUGAGUGAAGAACAACAACAACAACGACGCAAAUCACCAAGAAGAAGCAGUUUGAUUCAUUCAUAAAAAUCUUACUCGCGCUUUUUUUUCUGUUAUUUUGUUGCAUUUCAUUUAUAUGCGCACACACGAACGUCGUCAAUCCGAGUAGGCUGAAGUGAUUCGCGGGCGCGCGUGUGUGUGUUUUGGGGAGCGACGCCGCGAAUCAAAGAAGGCGGCGUGCGCGCGUUUGUGUUGGUGGCUGGCACGCUUAGGCGUAGUAGGCCCAAUUUAUAGUGCGAAUUUAGGGCCAAAAUUAGAAUCGAGUGAUUUCAAGGGGAUUGCACGGGAAAGAGGUGUGUAAUUAAGAUCACACCUCGCAGUGUUUGUGUAUGUGUGUGUGCGAGACAGAUGAGCGAUGGCCGCGAAAAUAAGGUGCACUUUGUGUCAUUAUUAGAAGAUCGGCAGUGAUCGGCGUGUUUGGUAAACAAAAGUGUCAGAAGUGAGAAUUGAGUGGCAGCGGCUUGGAUAUUUUGUUUCGAGCGGAUUUGUAAUUGAACGUCGGAACGUCGUCGUCGUCGUCUGAAGCGCGGCCAUUAGUUGGUGCGCCUCAAACCGCGAGUGACCGCACUCUUUCUGGGGCUCCUCGCAAGCAAUGGAACUGGAGGCAGCGUACGAAGCACUAGCGGACUACUCGCUCCAGGAGGCUCCCUUCUACGAGGCACCGCUCAAAGCGCCGGUUCCGGCGACGGAGGCCGACCAGCAAAAUCCGCUGCUUUCGUUUCGCAGCGCCCUGUUUAACGCCCAGUUCCAGCGUGACAUAAUGGCUGCGUCCUCGCUGAUGUUGCCCGCCAACAGUGGCGCCACCGGCGGCAAGGGCAUGCAGCUCAACGGUGGAAUGCAGUCCGCCCUGGUGCCGGCCCUGGCCUCUUCCACGGGCAAGCCCAAGAAGAACAUGAAAAAGUCCGUCAGCUUUCUGCCAACGUUUGUACAGAGCUACGAUGGCGAGUCACAGAUCCAGCUGAAGCAGGAACCCAUGGAUGAGGGACCACCGCACCAUGGACGGAACAUCCAGAAGGUGCCGAGCCUGUCGGAUUUGAGCGAUCCGGAAGCGUCACUAGAUGUACCGACACAGAUGCCACCGCUGACGCCCGGCACCAACAAGAAGCUCACCGAGGUCCUGUACGCGUCCUUUGCCUCCUGGGAGAAGGUCGUGCAGUCGUGCAAAAUCACCAAAGAUCCCCGACAAUGGACCGCCGAGCAUGUGAUCAUCUGGCUGAACUGGUCGAUCAAGGAGUUCUCGCUGGAAAGUGUCAACAAAGAGCCGUUUCUGAAGAUGAGCGGCCGCGAUAUUGUCGGGCUCGGCCGGGAGGGUUUCCUGGCGAUUGCGCCACCCUUCACCGGAGACAUCCUGUGGGAGCAUCUGGAGCAGCUGCAAAAAGAUUGCGAGAAAGCCCUGCAGGACAACAACAGCAGUUCCUCGGCGGCCAGCGCCCUGUACGACUGCGGCUCGACGGGGGCGGCCAGCAGCGGCGUCAGCGAGCUCAGCGAGUACAACAGCGCCCUGCAGCGGCUAAGCAGCCAACAGCAGCAGCAGGAUCAGCACUUUAACGGCAAUAACAGCGGCACGUCGUCCACGUCAACGACGACUAGUAGCGGCAGCGGCAGUGCUGCCAGCAAUUCCAACAACAGCAGCGGUUACACGUCCCUCCACGAUCGCAGCAAUAGCUCUCCCCCGCCACUGGGCCAGCAACCGUCCAGCAACCAGCAGCAACAGCACUCCGGAAGUUCCGGUGGUGGAGGUGGGGGAGGAGGCGGCGGCGGCGGUGGCAAUAGUAAUAACAUCAGUACCAGCACAAACAACUCAUCAUCCUCCGCAAACAACAGCAGCAGCACCACCACCAGCAACAGCAUGUCCUCGUAUCUGAGCUCGAUGGCGGCGGCGGCGGCCCGGAGUGCGGCCAACAAUAGCAGCAGCAGCAGUAGCGGCAACUACUCGAGCAGCAACAGUGCAAACACCCCGUCGACGACCUCCUCCAGCGGCGGCAACCACCCGCAGAUGAAGGAAGAGCACGAGCCGAACAGCUUCAUCAACAUCGAUGAUCUUCCGAACUUUGGCGUCGUGCCAGGUCACUACGAGGACCAGGACCAGUACCACUCGCUGCCCCAGCCGGAGACGCAAACGCCCAGCCACGGCUACCUGGAGAACAGUCCGGAGUUUUACUCGGCGAUCCAGAUGGAGCAGAAGUACAUGGCGCCGCACUACAAGAGCGGUCCGUACACGAGCCGGGGCGGCCGGUACCACCAGCCGCAUCAUCACAGUGGGGGAUCGACGGCGACGGCCGGUGCGGGCACCGGUUCGCAAAACAGUCACAGCCACCACGGUGGACACGGGGGUCACGCCAGCAGUCAGCACCAUCACCAUCCGCACCACGACGGGUACCACGAGUACAGCUCGCCGUACGACACGCCGCCGUUCCAGACCGUGCCGAGUAAUACGACGUCACCGCAGGGCAGCACGGGGAACAACAACAAUGACAGUACGGGCCUGGGGGGACACUUGGAUCCGUGGAGCCAGUUGCACGGCCAUCCGGGUCAACAUCCGGGCCAUCCGGGUGCGCAUCCGUCCCUGCUGGACUUCCAGCAUCCGGCGUACAUGGGCACUACGAUGGGCUUCGACAAGACCAUGCUCGGAACGUACGGUGCGCAGGGUGGAGCGCCCUGCUUCACCGGUUCCGGCCCCAUCCAGCUGUGGCAGUUUCUGCUGGAGCUGCUCACCGACAAGACCUGCCAGAACUUUAUCUCCUGGACCGGCGACGAGUGGGAGUUUAAGCUGACCGAUCCGGAUGAGGUUGCUCGCCGAUGGGGCGUCAGGAAAAACAAGCCAAAAAUGAACUACGAGAAGCUGAGCCGAGGCCUGCGGUACUACUACGAUAAAAACAUUAUCCACAAGACCGCCGGCAAGCGCUACGUGUACCGCUUCGUAUGUGAUCUACAGACUCUGCUAGGAUACUCAGCCAAACAAGUGCAUGAAAUGGUGGACCUUAAACCUGACAAAAAGGACGACGAGUAGAGGGUUAAAACAAGGCAAAGUUAAAAUGCAUUGUGUAACCACCUCCCACUUCCUGUCCUAGAAGGGAUAGUGUGCCGCUCAAGGACCGAUUUUCGCUCGGAGAAACGUCAAGUAUUCGCUGGCAACACUGCAGGCUGGACCGUCACACACCAACUCAGACUAAAAAACACACACAUUAAUCGUGCUUCCAUUUGUGAGAAAGAAAAAAAAAACACACUUUAAGAUCGUUACCCCCCUUCCCCCUCUACUGUUUCUAUUGAUUUUAUCUCGGAAACUCUUCCAAAACAAACGUACUUCAAUCGCCGAGGGAAAACAACUAACGAAAAGAAAAAAAAACCAAAACAAAAUCGAGAAGGAAAAGAUUUCCCUACUUUUUAGUACACCUUGUUCUAAAAUAAAUGAAGCGUACUCCCUCUUUCAGUGUACAGUGUGAGAAAUGGUAGGAAACAAGCGUAACUUAAUUUUACUUAAAACUGCAUGCAAAGAAGAGUCAAUACUGCUGCGCAGCGAAAAACAUUACGUUGCACGACAAAGUUAGAAUCGAAGGAUGUGAGAGCUAAAAGGGGGAAAGAAACAAAUUUUAUUUUUAUUAUUUUUUAGUUAAAACAAUUAUUUGUGAAGCUUUGUGAUAAGUUUUUUUUCUAUUUUAGAUAUACUUUCAACAUAUAUAUAAAUGUAUGAUUAUUAUUAAUUAUUAAAAGAAAAGCAAAUGAGAUAGUUUAAACAAUCAAGCAGAUUUAGAGAAAUCUGAAAAAGCAGUAUAAAAUAAAGCAUGUGAAUGUUAUUUGUAAUAAAAAAAAACUAUUUAGUAGAAAGAGACAAAAAGUGCGCAAAUGUGAGCGAAUGAGAAUUUAUGAAAAAACAACAACAAACAGUUAGUGUAGCUCCCUCUUCUCGUUUUUUUUCACCAAAUCAUCGUUCGAAAUUUUGAAAGUUAAGAAGAAGAGUGGAAGCAGCUGAUCUCCCCGCAAGAAAAAAAAUCAAGAAACAAUGCCUCCCCCUUUUAUCCCACAACCUGUCCCUUUCCCGGGAGCAGAGGAAAGAAAAAUCAUAGUACUAUCUAGAGCUUAAAUCGUGCUGUUCGUGUUUAUAUAAAAUAUUAUUUUUAAAACAAAAAGUAAAACCCUAAAAAAAUAAAAACCAAUCGCUGUGUCCGCGAGAGAGAGAGAGAGAGCGAAAGAGCACGAGAGCUUUGUGAGUGGGUGAGCGAGCGAGCGAGAGUAUUAGCGAAGCUGUGUAGUAAAAUGUAAGUGAUUUAAGUAAAGUAAAAUAUCAUUGUAAACCAAGCAAACAAACAGGCAAACAAAAAAAACAGGUCAACAAUAAAGUGCGUUGUAACGCGAGGGUGGUCCUGGCGCUUCUCUCCGGGUGAGUCCUUUGGGCCAAGCGACAAAGCGUUUCUAAAGGUUCCAAAAGAAAAAGGAUGGCAAGCAACGUUUUUUUUUCAAAUUGGUGCGAUAUUAGAAGCGAGUAAAACGACGGAUUUCAACAAAGUAUUUAUAAAACGGUGUAAUAUACGUGUUUGCCAAUUUUGUAGAAAACUAUUUUUUAGUUUGUUGUGUGAGCCUCACAUAAACUUUUUCUUUUGGAAUUUUUAAACAUGUGUCGUCUUGAAAAAGGGCUCAUAAAAUACAGAAGAGCAGGGAGUCAUCUUGUAUUACGAUGUUAGAAAAAAAAAA
Culex quinquefasciatus (southern house mosquito) is the source of this 5236-nucleotide messenger RNA. RefSeq names its product ETS-like protein pointed (gene pnt). Lineage: Eukaryota; Metazoa; Arthropoda; Insecta; Diptera; Culicidae. The coding region runs from base 1140 to 3557 and encodes 805 amino acids. Gene Ontology annotation, molecular function: DNA-binding transcription factor activity, RNA polymerase II-specific; sequence-specific DNA binding. Gene Ontology annotation, cellular component: nucleus. The transcript is spliced from 11 exons. The record is from RefSeq and is a predicted model, not a curated record. Gene Ontology annotation, biological process: cell differentiation; regulation of transcription by RNA polymerase II.